Suillus discolor is the source of this 828-nucleotide messenger RNA. RefSeq lists its product as uncharacterized. Lineage: Eukaryota; Fungi; Basidiomycota; Agaricomycetes; Boletales; Suillaceae. The record is from RefSeq and is a predicted model, not a curated record. The transcript is spliced from 3 exons. Bases 1 to 828 code for a protein of 275 amino acids.
AUGAUCAACCACCAUCCUGCACUUUCCGAGUCCCCUGCUGGCGCAUUCUCGAUUUGGGAUGCGGCCCACAUGUUUAAAUAUGCCACCUCCAGAUUCGCUGCUAUCCAUCUUGCCCAGAUGGCAGAGCAGAACCCAUCAGUAGCUUAUAAGUACUCAUUUGUUCAACACCUUGUGUGGGAGGCGGAAGUAUUGCAGCGGUUUGUGAUCCCGUUUGUCAGCAUGUGUGCGGCAAAGAAUAUCAAUACAAGCAUGCCGACAUAUCUCGGAAAGGUUCUCCUUCUUGUUACCGCCUAUCAGACGGAAGGACGUGACCGCAUCGAUCUUUUUGCAGACUUCUGGGACUGUCAGCAUGACGAUGUUGGCGAUUUGGCAUUUGGCCAUCGAGUUGUUCCAUGCUACCGGCACAAUUGGUGGAAUAACUCAUUCUAUUAUUCUCCUAUGCAAAUGCCUCUCUGGUUCUCGGUGGCCGAGGUUAAAAAUCUAACGGCUGACCACUUCAAACAGCGGCCUGCCUUGGGGUUAAUGAUACCCGAACCGAUCAUCCACCCGCACAGUGAGGACCCGCUGCUUCAACAACUCCAAGUGCUCCGGACCGAAGUCGCCCAUCUCGGUCUCGAUCUCGGCCACCUCCUUGUCAAUAAGCUUGAGGCCACUGAAGCAGCGGUGGAUGCAAUGAACCAGCUGGAGCAACCGGUAGACGAGGUCUGUGAUGCAAUGGCUGCUUCCCGUGUGGUAGUGGCAGUGUUGGAGAAGGACUACAAUAAUGGUCGGAUAGGAACAUCCCCUCGUGGAGAUCCAUUCCCUGAGUUACAUCCAUUUGUCCGCUGA